This is a messenger RNA of Benincasa hispida (wax gourd), 1235 nucleotides long. Its product is annotated as cinnamoyl-CoA reductase 1-like. Lineage: Eukaryota; Viridiplantae; Streptophyta; Magnoliopsida; Cucurbitales; Cucurbitaceae. The record is from RefSeq and is a predicted model, not a curated record. Gene Ontology annotation, molecular function: oxidoreductase activity, acting on the CH-OH group of donors, NAD or NADP as acceptor.
UGUGCAUCCAUAUCUAAUCUCAAUUAUUCCAACUUACACAUACAUUAAUUCUCUUCUUUCAAACCCCAAAACAAAACAAACCCUUUUUCCUUCUCCAAAUCCACUACUAUGCCGAUCGAUACAUCUGCAAUUUCCGGCCAAAUUGUGUGUGUCACCGGCGCUGGAGGCUUCAUUGCUUCAUGGCUUGUAAAGCUUCUUCUUGAGAAGGGCUACACCGUUAGAGGAACUGUUAGAAAUCCAGAUGAUCAAAAGAAUGCCCAUUUGAAGAACUUAGAAGGAGCUAAAGAGAGGUUGUCUUUAUUUAGCGCUGAUCUUCUUGAUUUUGAUAGCCUUAAAGCAGCUAUUAUGGGCUGUCAUGGUGUUUUCCACACCGCGUCUCCGGUGACUGAUGACCCUGAAAAGGUAGAGCAAGCCAUAAUCGGAACAAAGAACGUCAUGACCGCGGCCGCUGAAGCAAACGUUCGACGAGUGGUGUUCACGUCAUCGAUCGGCACCAUCUAUAUGAACCCUAACCGAAGCCCGGACACAGUGGUGGAUGAGUCUUGUUGGAGUGACCUUGAGUUUUGCAAGAACACCAAGAAUUGGUAUUGCUAUGCAAAGACAAAGGCAGAACAAGCAGCAUGGGAAGUGGCAAAAGAAAGGGGAGUGGAUCUUGUAGUGGUAAACCCAAUGUUGGUAUUGGGGCCUCUAUUGCAAGAAGGAGUGAAUGCAAGUGUGGUUCAUAUAAUGAAGUAUUUGACUGGUUCAGCAAAGACAUAUGUAAAUGCAGUUCAAGGUUAUGUUGAUGUUAAGGAUGUUGCAAAAGCUCAUGUUUUGGUCUAUGAAACUCCAUCAGCAUCAGGAAGAUAUAUUUGUGUUGAGAGUAUGCUUCAUCGUGGAGAUUUGGUUGAUAUUCUUGCCAACUUCUUCCCUCAAUAUCCUCUUCCUACCAAGUGUUCUGAUGAGGUAAAUCCCAGAAAGAAACCUUACAAAUACACAGUGGAGAAGCUAAAGUCAUUGGGAAUGGAGUUCACACCAAUUAAACAAUGCAUAUAUGAAACUGUAAAGAGCCUGCAACAGAAGGGUCAUCUUCCUGAACCCUCCCAACUUCAACAUUGAUUUUUUUUUUUUCUUGAUUUCCAAUCGGCUUAUAUACAUAACCAAAAGUUGUAUUCUUUGGGGAAUUAGCAAACUUUAUGUCCCAAAGUGUAAUUUUAUUGAAUUAUUACCUAAUGCAAAAAUCAUAUUAUUCUUCA